Molecule: messenger RNA, 799 nt
Organism: Pseudomassariella vexata
Lineage: Eukaryota; Fungi; Ascomycota; Sordariomycetes; Amphisphaeriales; Pseudomassariaceae
Exons: 1
Coding region: 244-717 (157 amino acids)
Source: RefSeq, a predicted model, not a curated record
AAGCAUAAUCACACCAUGAAUCGUAAUCGAGUUUACACAACCACAUAGUUGCCUAACCCAUGUCUCCGCGUCAUGAUUCCUUUCGCGGCUACAGCUUGCGUCGUACCUCAUACGUUUCAGGGCGUAAGCCGCCUUCUGAUUGGCCCCCCGGGGCUUAGCUGCCCUCGAUCGGAGUAAUGAGAUGUCCGCUCUGCCGGUGCAUCACUUACGCAGAUCCCGAUGCUGCCGGAGUAGUUUGUCGAGAUGUUCCAUGUAUGGGUCUUAGCAGUGGCCCAGGAAUGUUGUAUGUAUCUUCCAAAGCCUGUACUCACCCCGCAGAAACCUUUCCUGUGUCUUCUUUGCGUAACGACAAACCCUAGACCCUGCUCAAGACAACGGCAGUCUUCAAGACGGAAUAAAUGCUCCUGUCUCCUAGCUCAAUCACAGCGAGAUCCUCCAUAUAACGAACGGUUGGUGAAGCUAGCGAGACCACGAAGGCGGCACUUCUCUGGAAGAGACUGCGUGUUCGGCCACAUAGUGGCAAAUAGAGGCAUGGAUAACAUGAGUCGUCAGGGUACUUUAGUGUCUCGACAUCCCCCAAGUCUUGACAGUAUGCAGUUGUCUCGAAAUGGUGGUGCUGUAUCGACAGACCCGGAAUUUCGCCAUAGAAGCUCGCCUUCAAAAAUUGCCAACAAGUCAACUACCUGGCACGCCGACUCUGAGCGAGAACCUAGAUAACUACUUGAGGCACCAUAACAGAUUUUCCUGUAGCAGGAACAAGUGGCCGCGGCACCAUUGCCGAGUUGAUUGUCAUACAUAC